AUGCCAUUGCCUAAAGAAACCGUCCUUGCCCUUAUCGAAGGAUACUUGAAGCGUAAUGAUCUCGACGACAUUGCAAAGAAGUUGAAAAAAGUUGUCCAAAAGAAAGGUAUCACUAUUGAGGAUACCGAUGACAAGUUGGAGGAGAAGUUGGCAUCCGAUGCUCAGGAAUCCGAUGACGAGAGCGAUUCAUCUGCUGACGACGAAAGUGAGUCUUCGAGUUCUAGUAGCGAAUCUGAGUCAUCUUCAGAAAGUGAGGGAGAAGAAGAAGACUCAAAGAAGGAAGAGUCUUCGAGCUCCAGUAGCGAGUCUGGGUCAUCUUCAGAGAGUGAUGAUGAAGGGGAAGACUCAAAGAAGGAAGAGUCUGGUAGUUCCUCCUCAUCUGAGUCCAGUUCCUCCUCAUCUGAGUCCAGUUCUGAGUCCAGUUCUGAGUCCAGUUCUGAGUCCACUGCAGAAUCUUCCAAGAAGAGAGCCCAUUCCUCUUCUUCAUCCUCAUCUGAGAGUGAAACAGACUCAUCAGAUGAAGAGGACAAACAAACUGCAAAGAAGCAAAAGACCACCAAUCAGGAAUCCACCAAGAGCUCCACAUCGUCAAUCACAUCCGACGAUACUUCUAUUGCAGCAACACCAGAGCCAGAACUCAAACCAGGCCAAAGACACCAUUUCUCCAGAAUAGAUAGAUCCAAGAUCUCCUUCGAAGGCGACGCACUCACAGACAACACCUACAAAGGUGCAGCUGGUACAUGGGGUGAGAAGGCCAACGAGAGAUUGUCCCAAGUUAGAGGCAAAGAUUUUACAAAGAACAAGAAUAAGAUGAAGAGAGGUUCAUACAGAGGUGGUUCCAUCACAAUGGCCUCUGGUUCCUACAAAUUCAAAGAUUGAGAGCCCAAUUGCCUCGUCAUUCCACUCUUGCUAUUGUACUCGCAUUAAUCAUUAACCGAAUGUAUAACUUUCCAAUAGUAGAAUAUAAUUGUGAUAUUAUCCAUAUAUAGAACUGGCCAAAU
Molecule: messenger RNA, 1001 nt
Organism: Williopsis jadinii
Lineage: Eukaryota; Fungi; Ascomycota; Saccharomycetes; Phaffomycetales; Wickerhamomycetaceae
Product: nucleolar and coiled-body phosphoprotein 1 family protein
Exons: 2
Coding region: 1-879 (292 amino acids)
Cellular component (GO): nucleolus; nucleoplasm
Source: RefSeq, a predicted model, not a curated record